AGUAUCUUAUCCCGAGCACAUCAUCGAGAAGCAAUUCCAAGGUCUCAAAGAGAUCAUUAGCCAAGUUUCUCUACUUCUUCGAAUUCCCAGCCCAUUCCCAUUCGCCAACUAGUGGAGUUUAAUUAAGAAGAAUGUCGAUCAUCAGACGGAACCCCUUCUCCCUCGACGUCUGGGACCCCUUCCACGACUUCCCCUUCGACACCUUCCUUUCCCUCGCCGAGUCCCGGCCCAGCUUCGUCAGCGAGACUUCCGCCUUUGCCAACACCCGCAUCGAUUGGAAGGAGACCCCGGAGGCCCACAUCUUCAAAGCCGACCUCCCUGGGGUUAAGAAAGAGGAGGUGAAGGUGGAGGUGGAGGAGGGCAGGGUCCUCCAGAUCAGCGGGGAGCGCAGCAAGGAGAAAGAAGAGAAGAACGACAAGUGGCACCGUGUUGAGAGAAGCAGCGGCAAAUUCCUCCGGCGGUUUCGGCUGCGGGAGAAUGCCAAGGUGGAGCACGUGAAGGCAUCGAUGGAGAACGGGGGGCUGACCGUGACCGUGCCGAAGGAAGAGGAGAAGAAGCAAGAGGUGAAAGCCAUCGAAGUCUCUGGCUGAAUCCAUGGAAGAAGCGGUGCAUUCUAGAGGCGUUCAUGGGUGAUGCUAGAGUCUCUUUCUAGGAAAUUACGAAUAUGUGUCGUUUAUAGGAGUUUGCAUGGGUGCGUCUUCUUGUUUCUGAACGUUUGUCUGAAGAAAAUCUGUCGUAGUUGUUUGCCUCUUUUCAAUAAAAUAAAUAUGCUUUUUAUGAAUUUAGUUGGC
Molecule: messenger RNA, 791 nt
Organism: Elaeis guineensis (African oil palm)
Lineage: Eukaryota; Viridiplantae; Streptophyta; Magnoliopsida; Arecales; Arecaceae
Product: 18.1 kDa class I heat shock protein
Source: RefSeq, a predicted model, not a curated record